Molecule: messenger RNA, 802 nt
Organism: Anguilla rostrata (American eel)
Lineage: Eukaryota; Metazoa; Chordata; Actinopteri; Anguilliformes; Anguillidae
Gene: ube2v1
Product: ubiquitin-conjugating enzyme E2 variant 1
Exons: 4
Coding region: 88-588 (166 amino acids)
Biological process (GO): protein K63-linked ubiquitination; DNA damage tolerance
Cellular component (GO): nucleus
Source: RefSeq, a predicted model, not a curated record
UAUAUGCCCUAAAUUAGUGAGCGAUUCCCGUAAUAGAUACUUGUCCUUCGACCGUCUUAUAUUCUCAAUCGUAUCCAUAUCAUUGAAAUGUGGGCGGCUGGUAGACUCAGCGAGGAAGUCUUCAGUGCCUUAUUGCGGCAGUCGCACAACAUUGUGCUACCUAAUGGCGUGAAAGUUCCUCGUAACUUCCGGCUGCUGGAGGAGCUGGAGGAAGGACAGAAAGGCGUGGGAGACGGAACAGUGAGCUGGGGUCUCGAGGAUGACGAGGACAUGACGCUCACGCGCUGGAGAGGGAUGAUCGUCGGCCCCCCCAGGACGAUGUACGAGAACCGGAUGUACAGCCUCAAGGUGGAAUGCGGUCCCGGUUACCCAGACACGCCCCCCUUCGUCAGAUUCGUGACCAAGAUCAACCUGAACGGCGUGCACAACUCCAGCGGCGUGGUGGAUACCAGGGCGGUGUCGGCGCUGGCUAAGUGGCAAAACUCGUACACCAUCAAAAUGGUCCUGCAGGAUCUUCGGCGCCUCAUGAUGUGCAAGGAGAACAUGAAGCUGCCCCAGCCGCCCGAGGGACAGAUCUACAGCAACUGAGCCCCUGUCUGCCCCCCUUUGGCCCCCGCCAGCCCCAUGCAUCCCCGCUGAACACAUGCUCAGCCGCCGUUAUCCCCCCCCCCAAUUCCCAGCAGCCCCCGUUCAGCUUAGUCCCAUUCAGCCCUAUUCAGCCCUGCUGGGCCCCCCUCAGCCCCAUUCAGCCCUGCUGGGCCCCCCUCAGCCCCAUUCAGCCCUCUGGGCCCCUCAGCCCCAU